Malaclemys terrapin pileata is the source of this 1984-nucleotide messenger RNA. RefSeq names its product cilia and flagella associated protein 36 (gene CFAP36). Lineage: Eukaryota; Metazoa; Chordata; Testudines; Emydidae. The transcript has 10 exons. The record is from RefSeq and is a predicted model, not a curated record. Gene Ontology annotation, cellular component: ciliary base; axoneme. Bases 9 to 1091 code for a protein of 360 amino acids.
CCGCCCCGAUGGCGGCGGAGGGAGAGGCGGACGUGGAGUGGGUGGUAGACAGCAUCGCCGGCUUUCUGCGCGGGCCCGCCUGGUCCAUCCCCAUCCUGGAGUUCCUGGAGCAGAAAUGCGCGGUUUUUGAUGAUGAAGAAGAAAGCAAGUUGUCCUAUACAGAGAUUCAUCAGGAGUACAAAGCUCUGGUUGAAAAACUGCUAGAAGGUUAUCUUAAGGAAAUUGGAAUUAAUGAAGAGACAUUUCAAGAAGCGUGUUCAUCUCCUCUUGCGAAGUCACAUACUUCACAGGCCAUUUUGCAACCAGUGUUGGCAGCAGAAGAUUUUAGAUUAUUUAAAGAAAUGAUGGUACAGAAAAAUAUUGAAAUGCAGUUGCAAGCCAUUAGAAUCAUUCAAGAAAGAAAUGGUGUGCUACCUGACUGUUUGACAGAUGGUUCUGAUGUGUUCACUGAAAUUGAACAACAAGAAAUGAAAAUACUCAGAGAGGUUCUUAGGAAGUCUAAGGAAGAGUAUGAAAUGGAGCAAGAAAGGAAAAGGUCUAAAGAGACGCAUGAUAAAUUGAAGUCAUCAGAUGUUACAUACAGCUGUCCCGGAUAUUCAAGAGAAGCAAAAGUUAAGGAAUCCACCGAAGAUAUUGAGAGAGUUGAUGAUUGUGAAGAAAUUGCAAAAUUAUCAUUAGAAGAAACAAACAAAUCUACUAAGGAAGAUUUAAGGCCCGUGCAUCCUCUACUAAGAGUGAUAGAACCUCCUCCGCAGUCUUCUGAACCUACUAAAGUGAAAGAAGAAAUUAAGAAAAAGGGAACUGGAAAUUGUUCAGAGAAUGCAACAAGAGAAGCUGGGCCUGAGGGAUUUAAUUUAUCAGAGCUUGAACCGCACCACCUCAGACAACGAGAAGAUUAUUUAAAACAGAAGCGAGAUACAUUGAUGGCUAUGAAGGAGUCAAGAAAUAAUCUACCAACACCAAAUAUAGAUCAGAAAGAAGAGGCAUUAUCUUCUAAAGAGGAAAUGUCAGAAGAGGAGAAGCAAAGACUACUGCUAAAGAGGAGAAUGCUUGCAGCAAAACUUAAAGAAGAAGUUAUUAACAAGCGCUAAGUUUCAAGAAUCUCAUUGUAAAAAUACUUGUGGACAAGAAUUGAAUCUCUUUUAGAAUAAAUUAUUUAACCAUAAACUGCUUGCUUUCAAACACAGUAUACUGUUGAUUUUCCACAAGACAUGAGCAACUCAUUUAUUCAUAUACAUAAUAUUUAAAACUAAAUUGCAUCCACAGUAGUAAAAACUUGAUUUCACACACUAACCCAGUGGGCCAAGUUUUUCUGAAGUGCUGACUUCUCUGGCAUCUGCUAGAUGCAUAGCACUUUAGAAAAUCAGGCUACCUAUUUAGGUAGCACCUAAUAAUUAUGAUGUAUUUUAUUACCAUAACACCUAGGAACCCUAGCCAUGAACCACAUUGCCCUUGUGCAGUAAGGACUUAGGAUCCUACCUUUAGGCACCUGUUUUUUUUAAAAGCUUUGCCAUAGCCACUUAUUUAAAAUUACACCUUUGUUCUAUUUAAUAUAUAAAAAAUUCAAACACCUCUACAUGUCGAUGGCUACUUCCUUUUUUCAAAACACAUACUAGAAAUGUUCAUAGCUUGGAAAACACCAUCUACAGAAUUCUUAAACCAGUUCUCUAACAGAGAUAAAAAUACAGAACUUGGUUCUUUUCCUUUUAUUAGUCUGUCAAAGAAACAUUACCCCUUUCAAGUGUCAAAUAUGAUAAAGUCUAAACAGGGAAACACCAUCUUGAGAGUUUUGUUUGAGACACAGGAAAUGAAGAUGAAGCUUCUGAAGUCAUGAGAAACAAACUUCAUACUAACACUAGAUUCCAUUGUUUUUAUAAAUCUUUUGGGCCAAUUUAACAGUAACUAAGCCUGUGUUUUGUGGCAAAGUACAACUUUUAAAAGUAAACAUUUGUUGUCUUGGUUAAAUAAAAUGUGAAAGCACUUA